This is a messenger RNA of Chenopodium quinoa (quinoa), 1530 nucleotides long. RefSeq lists its product as uncharacterized. The record is from RefSeq and is a predicted model, not a curated record. Lineage: Eukaryota; Viridiplantae; Streptophyta; Magnoliopsida; Caryophyllales; Amaranthaceae. The coding region runs from base 1 to 1530 and encodes 509 amino acids. Gene Ontology annotation, molecular function: RNA-DNA hybrid ribonuclease activity; nucleic acid binding. The transcript has 4 exons.
AUGUAUCAAAGAUUGGUGGAUCAUGUAUUCGCCGAACAAAAAGGUCGCAACAUGGAGGUUUAUGUUGAUGAUUCCAUCGUCAAAAGCAAAGAGGCUAAAGACCAUGUCGCGGACCUAGCCGAAACUUUCGCCACUCUGAGAAAGCAUCAAAUGAAGCUGAAUCCAAAGAAAUGUGUCUUCGGAGUGAAGUCGGGAAAAUUCCUCGGCUUCAUGGUCAGCAAAAGGGGGAUUGAUGUCAAUCCUGCUAAAGUUCAUCUCAAGGGCCUAGGAAAAAGGUUUUCCCUUCUUCAAGGCACUCAAACUUCCAAAUCAAAAGAGCUCAUAUGGGAAGAAGAGCAGAAAAUAGCCUUUCAGCAACUCCGAGAGCACUUAGCUCAUCUCCCAUCGCUAGCAAGACCAGCCGAAGGAGAAACAUUAUACUUGUAUGUGGCGGUUAGUCUAGCCAACAUCAGUAUGGUUUUGCUGAGAGAAGAAGAAAAAAUCCAACAGCCAAUCUACUUUGUCAGUCACACUCUAACAGAUUCCGAGACGCGCUAUCCCUUCCUUGAAAAAGUUGCAUACGCAGUGGUGGUAGCAGCUCAGAAGUUAAGGCCCUACUUUGACUCACAUCAGAUAGUGGUCUUGACUGAUCAGCCGUUGGAAAAAGUCAUCGGCAAGGUGGAAAAAUCCGACAGACUGACGAAGUGGGCCUUGGAGCUCACUGAGUUCAGCAUAAGUUACCAGCCGAGGGCAGCCAUCAAGGCCCAAGCCUUGGCAGAUUUCCUAGCCGAGUGCUCCUAUCAAGAGACAGUCGAUGAGGAAAAGAAAAUUUUGAUCGUUUUCACGGAUGGCUCAGCAACCGUGAGUGCUUCCAACAACGAAGCUGAGUACGAGGCAGCAAUUGCUGGCCUGGAAUUGUGCAUAGCAUUGGAAGCCGAACAUGUCUGUUUAAAGACAGACUCUCAGCUCGUCGCAAAUCAGAUCAGAGGCAAAUAUGAGGCCAAAGAGCCCUCAAUGGUCUCUUACCUCGCCAAGAUCAAAGCGGUUGCAGCGAAGUUGAGAACUUUUGAAAUUGAAUUGAUCUCGAAGGGUCAAAACGCUCAAGCCGAUGCACUCUCUAAGCUUGCAAGUUCAUCUCUCACUAAGUUGAACCGGUCCGUGUAUGUGAAAAGAGUUGAAGAUGAAAAGUCCAAGUGGAUAGAGGAACUUCCCGGAACUCUGUGGUCACUUAGGACAAUCGAGAAAGAGGCAACGGGGCAUUCACCUAUUGAAUUGGUGUAUGGAUCCGAAGUUGUUUUACCAGUGGAAAUUGGCUCAGAAAGUCUUCGAGUUAACCAGUUCUCAGCCGAAGAAAAUGAGCAUCUCAUGAAAGAGUCCCUUGAUUUCCUAGACGAAAUCCGAGAUUCGGCUAGAGACAAAAUGGCAGCAUACAAACAAAGAAUCAGCAAGUUCUAUAACCGAAGAGUCCAAGCAAGGCUUCUCAAAAUUGGGGACCUUGUUCUUCGGAAUGCUGCUGCUGUCCAGAAACAUGGGAAGCUUUCGGCUAACUAG